AUCUAAGAAGAAAAGGAGAAUUUUAGCAAUUAAAGUCCAUUUAGAGAACUAGAACUAGAUUUCAAAGAUCAUAAAAUUGGUAAAAACAGUCAAAUUAAUUGCACCCAAAAUCGUGUGUAGCGUGCGGUUUACAUCAACAAACAUUACUCAAUCAUCCGAACCACAUUCUAAAUCAACAACCAAACCCCAGCCAUGUCAGAGUCACCAGAACAGCCAACCAAAAAGCGUCGAUUCUCGUCCCGUUCUUCGCACUUCUCAAACCCAAACCAAACAGAAUUUUUCUUCAACACAAGCAUAAAGCAAGAACCAGAGUUGCAAGACGACACAAAAGAAGAAAUUAUUGGAAUUUUUGGAACUGUCGAUGACUGCUAUUGUCGUGUCUGCUUCAAAAUAUUCUCAGUUAAUGAUUCCAGGAAUGAAAUUGACAUGGGAGUGAUGUCAAUGCUUAGAGAAAUUUUACAGCUUGGCUUAAAACUGUCAAAUGGAUCACAGUGGAUUUGUGAAUCGUGCACCACAAAAGUCAAUUCAUUUUGGACAUACAAGUAUGAUGUCAUAGACAAGCAAGCUAAGUUUUCAGCUUUAGUGCUGAAAAAUUUACAUCGUGAUGUUGAGGAGAUCCAGAAUCUCAAUAACAAUUUGAACCUUAGUGACGUCCAGGUUGAUGUUUUUGUUAAAUCUGAACCAGACUAUUCAGCUCCAGACUUUAAUGAAGAUCCUUCGGAUGGUCAACGAAAGAGAAUCAAGACAAAUAGAGCAACACCGAAGAAAUACAAGAAACGGAAAGUACCGCAGACUUGUGAUGUGUGUGGAAAGGAGGCACUGAACCUUCUGAAUCAUAAGAUUAAGAAGCAUGGACAUAAACAUCUAUUUGAGUGCAAUUACUGCACAUUUUCGAGUUAUGAGAAGAAGAAGCUUCAAUAUCACAUUCAAAAUUCGCAUAUUAAGCCUAAAAAGAAGAGUGAUCCUGAUCAGGAUGAGUCCCAAGUCUGUCCGCACUGUGCCAAACAAGUUCGUCAUCUAGACGAGCACAUAGCGAACAUCCAUUGCGGCGAACGUAACUACUUUUGUGAUCUCUGCACAUUCUCAUCGUUUCGGAAGAAGCCAAUUGAACAGCAUAUGAUGAAUGUUCAUCUACCAAAGUCUGUCAAGUGCUCUCUAUGUGACUUUAUAACAAUUAAUAUAGAUAGAUUGAGAAAACAUAUAAGGAAUCAGCAUGAAGUUAGGGAAAGAACAACAGAAUAUACUUGUCAUGUUCCUGAUUGCAACAAAGUGUUUAGAAACAAAUUUAAUCUGCAAUGUCAUGUAAAGCGAUGUCACGAAGGAGAAGUGAAGUUUUUGUGCGAUGCUCCGGGAUGUAACAAGUCAUUCUUCUCAAAGAGUGAGCAGAGGAUUCAUUAUGAAAAUUCACAUGGUCCAAAAACAGUCGUGUGUGAAGAAUGUGGCAGUUCCUUCUCAUCAGCAGCUAUGCUCCGUAAGCACAGCUCACUCCAUCGAGAAUAUCAACAUCCAUGCACCUAUCCAAAUUGUGGUCUCAAAUAUCGAACAGCGACACAGCUCAAAAAUCACGUCAAUCGAAUCCAUUUGGAGCGUCGCGAGUAUGACUGUAAAGAAUGCAAUUCAGCAUUUUUUACAAUGCGCGACCUCGACCGUCAUAUUAUAUCGAAACAUUUGGGUAUCAAAUUCGUUUGUGAAGUGCCCGGAUGUAAUUCGACGCUGUCACGAAGGGAUGCAUAUUUGAGUCAUUUGAAAAGUCACAGUGGAUUGAGUGAGGAAGAAAGACGAGAGCUGGUGUCUAAGUUAAAUGAAUUUUGUAUGCAGUUGAAUUUGAAGAGAUAAGGCUGAGUGGAGAGUUAAGGGGAUGAUGUGUAAAAGGUUGGAAGGUUGAUGAUGAGAAACGAACUGAAGUUUUUGAUGAAGUUUGAAGGAUACAAUAAAGGGGACUUUGAACUAAGUUGGGGUGUGAUUUUGAAAGGUUUUUGAAUCCAAUCGAGCUGAACUUUUAGUGGUUUAUAACUUAAACUGGGGUGAAUACUAGGAGGGUCUCUAAACCCUAUUGAGCUGAAUUUUUGUCCUUACUAGUAACGAUUUGAAGAAAAUCU
Messenger RNA from Chironomus riparius, 2099 nucleotides. Lineage: Eukaryota; Metazoa; Arthropoda; Insecta; Diptera; Chironomidae. The record is from the annotation of a GenBank genome assembly.